CGCCGUAUCUAUACGCCAACGCGUAGUGCAUCUUCGUCGUCGAUUUUCGUGGCUUGGCGGGUUCGCGAUCCGAGUCGCGAUCUCGUAUUCCCGAUAUCCAGGAGGGAACGACUCGCUGGCACGCGGGAUCGAGAAAUUAUAUUGUCCACAGUGGGGCGACGCGCGUGAACAGGUUGAAAGGGGAACGUCAGCACGCACAGGCCGCAACCUAUAUUUUUGUACCUCCAUGAAAGGGCCAUGUAACCUAUGUCAGUGAAGUGUAACAAAUGGAAGGUUUUAAGGUGAAAGAUGAACCGAUGGAUGCAUUAGCCAUAGACAGUCAGGUUAUGGUAAACCAUUUGUAUGAAACGGCAGCAGGAUGAGAACAUUGUGAGCGUCGUGCUUAAGGAGGAACCAGGUGACAGAUUUGAUCCCGACUACAUGGAGGAUAUUUGCUCCGGCACUUUCGAGAAGGGCACUUUAUUCUUGCCUAUCGAAAACAAUGAGGUGGAUUUCUCCAAUGAAAUGGUAAAGUUAGAAUUGGAAGGGGAAUCUACCAGCCACCAGAACUGGGCAGCACAGAUAGCAAGCGCAAAUUUAUGCGACAAGGAGGAUGCUGUGAUGCAACGAUGUUUGGCUAAUACAAAUUUUAUACAAGCACAGGAUCCUGACAAGCAUGGAUUCUGUCAAAACGGUCAGCAAACGAAAUUUUACAAAAUACAGUGCUCAAUUUGCAAAAAAUGGUUUCUGAACAAUGAUUCCAUGGUGACGCAUCUGAGAAUGCACUGUAGCGGAAAUCAAUGCGAGGUUUGCCAACAGAGUUUUACUGACAACUCUAGCCUGCACGCCCACAUGUUAACUCACGUUGGAAUGAGUCCGUUGGAGUGCCACAUCUGCCAAAAGAUAUUCGCUUAUAAGUGGAGCUUGAGAAAUCACAUGCAAUUGCAUGUAUUGGAUAAACCGUACGAUUGCGACGCGUUGCAGCAGGCUUUUAUGAAACGAGCGGGUUUAAACGAUCAAAUGAUGGACGAGAGAUUUUUCGAAUGCGACGUAUGUCAUAUGACGUUCAAGGAGAAACUUAAUUUAAAUCGACACAUGUCCAGUCACACGGCGGACAGGCCCUACAAAUGCUCAGUCUGCUUCGAGGCGUUUAAGGAAAAGACGAAAUUGAACAUGCAUUUGCCGCUCCACGCUGCGAACAAGCAUUUCAAAUGCACGCUCUGUCACAGAUCCUUCGCUCAGAAAACGGCGCUCAGCAAUCACAUGCUGGCGCACAGUGGCGAGAAACCACACGCGUGUAACAUCUGCGAGAAAACGUACAAGAGGAAAUCGGAAUUAAUUAGGCACACCAUGGUACAUACCGGCGAGAGACCAUACGAGUGCAAGGAAUGCCUAAUGACCUUCCGCGAGAAAGCCAAAUUAAAUUCGCACAUGCUCGUUCAUACGGGCGAGAAGCCACACGAGUGUCACAUCUGUCAUAAGGCGUGCGCGCGGAAAUCGGAUUUGAACAGUCACAUGCUGUUGCACACCGGCGGUCAGUAUGACUGCAAAGUUUGCGACAAGAUCUUUACGAGGAAGUCGGAUCUGAAUAGACAUACCCUGAUACAUACCGGCGAGAAGCCGUUUGCGUGCAAUAUGUGCGACAUGGCGUUCCGGGAGAAGACGAGAUUGAAUUCGCACAUGCUUAUACACACGGGCGAUAAGCGGCACGCGUGCCAUAUUUGCCAGAAAACGUUUAAGGAGAAGUCAUCGUUGAGGAAACACAUGUUAAGUCACACCGGCGACAGACCAUACGAGUGCUACGUGUGUCACAAGGCCUUCACGCAGAAAACUACGUUGAACAGCCACAUUAUGGUUCACGCCGGUGAAAGACCCUUCGAAUGUAGUACUUGUCAAAAAAUAUUCAAGGACAAAGCAGCGUUGAAAAAGCACUUGUCGAUGCACGUUAACGAGAAAACUCACGAAUGUCUUAUUUGUAUGAAAAAAUUCGCUCAUAAAGCAGCAUUAAAUAGUCACCUAUCCACGAAUCACAUAUCCUAACUACACGGAUCUAGUCUAUUACGGCUUUCUGUUUCUUUACAUUGAGCACCGUAUGUUUGUAGUUGUAUAGCAUAUUUCCAUGAUUACACCUGUAUCUCUGUUUUAUAUGCCAAUAGGUCCGAUAAAGUCGUAUUUUUUCCUGUGUAUGGAGAAAUAAUAAAAAUUAAUUUCUAAGUAAUAUCACCAGUCACAUACACGCUCCUACCUGAAAGAUGAAUGAAGUCUUCUAGAACGUUUAUAAUUCGUGCAUUACAUGUAUUAAAUGUAAUCCGAAAACUGAUAUUAUAAAAGCAAAUAUUUAAUUCUUUUUUUUUCCAGAAAUAGAAAAUUUUAGUUAUUUUUCUAGAAAAAGGAAAAAAUAAGAUACGAACCAAACGCGCAAAUAAAAAUAUGAUGCAAAAAAUAUGUUUAUAUGAAUCCUAAAAAAAGCAUGAUACAUCAAAUAUAAGAGAAAAUUUCGAUCUUUUUCAAUCUGAAAAUAUGCAAAAAUUGUGAUUAUUAAUAUGAUAUAAAAUUAUUAUCAGUUUGAAAGUUUAAAGUAUUAUAUUUUAAAAACGAAUAGAUAUUCAAUGUAUUAAAUGUUGAAUAAUAAUAACGAACUGAAGUUUUUGUACGAUAGACUGUAUUAUAUAAUAUUGAAGAAUAAUUAUUAUUUCAUUAAAUUGGAAAAGAUAAGGACACAAAAAAUGUCGGAGAUAGAUAUGAGUAAAUCAUUGCAUAUCAUUUAUUUGAUCCAUAUUUUAAGAGAAAAGAUUAAUGUACAUAUUAUUUGUUGGGAUAUAACUGGAUUUUCAUAUUUCUUGGUAGAGUUGAAAGAACUAUAAGUUGAUACCUGAAAUAAUAUCGUAUACACACAAUGAAAUUAUUAUAUGAUUUUAUAAAUAUUUUUCAUUUAUAUAUGAAAAAUCAUUUCUUUUUCUUACAAAUAAGAUAGAUUUUAUUAAAUUAAAAUAGCGAAGGAACAAUUAAUGUUAUUGAGUAUGGAAUUAUCAGAUGAUUACAUCGAUAGCAAAUUGUAAAACAAUUGCAAUAUUUUUAAUAUAUAUUUUUGCGAAAAUUUUUUGUUUCAUAUAUCAUAAACUAUGAUUCUUAUAAGUGAACGUUGAUGAGUAAAACAUUUCUUCGUCCAAACAUUUCAAUAAAAAGUUCAAUUAUACUCAGAAA
This is a messenger RNA of Formica exsecta, 3183 nucleotides long. Its product is annotated as zinc finger protein OZF-like. Gene Ontology annotation, molecular function: DNA-binding transcription factor activity, RNA polymerase II-specific; RNA polymerase II cis-regulatory region sequence-specific DNA binding. Bases 343 to 2019 code for a protein of 558 amino acids. Gene Ontology annotation, biological process: regulation of transcription by RNA polymerase II; central nervous system development. NCBI's taxonomy places the organism in Eukaryota, Metazoa, Arthropoda, Insecta, Hymenoptera, Formicidae. The transcript has 5 exons. Gene Ontology annotation, cellular component: nucleus. The record is from RefSeq and is a predicted model, not a curated record.